ACGGCCAAACCGAAGAAGGGUGGCUCCUCACAGACACAAGUCCUUCUCCGCUCCGAGCAUAAGAAGUAUCGACGCAUGCUAAGAUAAAACCAAACACAACACUUCUCUGACGAUCUCCCCGAUGCUUCACCUCUCCCUCAUUUUAACUUAAAUAAGAUUUCUCUCUCUCCCUCCUCAGUUUUUGCCUUCACUUUCCCUCUUUUAGAUCAUAGUGGCUUCUCUCUAGUUGCUGCCUCCUCCGCUGAGAUCUCAAUUUCUCUGUCAAUUUCUGAUUCAAUUGCUCUUGAACCUUAAUUUGGAAAUUUGAAGAUCUAAUUUGCAGAUUUUGUUGUGAAAUUUGAAGCUAGUAAUUAUCGGAUUAGGAGAAUGGCUUCUGUAUCGCAUUCUCCAGCUGCAUUCAGUGGAACUUCAGCUUCAGAUCUUCUACGGAGCUCCGGUAACGGAGUUAGUGGCAUCCCUUUGAGGACCCUGGGAAGAACAAGAUUUAGCUCGAAAACGAGGGAUUUUUCUGUGGUUGCCAAGAUUAGGAAAGUGAAGAAGCAAGAAUAUCCUUGGCCUGAAAAUCCUGAUCCAAAUGUGACUGGCGGAGUCCUCACUCAUCUUUCUCCUUUCAAGCCUUUAAAAGAGAAGCCGAAACCUGUUACUUUGGAUUUUGAGAAACCACUUGUUGAUUUAGAGAAGAAGAUCAUUGAUGUGCGGAAGAUGGCAGAUGAAACUGGUUUGGACUUCACUGAUCAGAUCAUUUCACUAGAAAAUAAAUAUCAACAGGCUCUAAAGGAUUUGUAUACGCAUUUGACCCCUAUACAACGUGUGAAUAUUGCACGACACCCUAACAGGCCCACUUUCCUUGACCAUGUAUUUAGCAUUACUGACAAGUUUGUGGAGCUUCAUGGAGAUCGAGCAGGUUAUGAUGAUCCAGCUAUUGUUACUGGUGUAGGAACCAUAGAUGGUAGAAGAUACAUGUUCAUUGGUCAACAGAAAGGUAGAAACACAAAAGAGAAUAUUAUGCGCAAUUUCGGGAUGCCUACUCCCCAUGGCUACCGAAAGGCCCUACGCAUGAUGUAUUAUGCAGACCACCAUGGGUUUCCUAUAGUUACUUUUAUUGAUACACCUGGGGCAUUUGCAGACCUUAAAUCUGAAGAACUGGGCCAGGGUGAAGCUAUUGCCCAUAAUUUGAGGACAAUGUUUGGUCUGAAGGUACCAAUUGUUUCUAUUGUUAUUGGGGAAGGUGGCUCUGGUGGUGCUUUGGCCAUUGGCUGUGCUAAUAAAUUGUUGAUGCUUGAAAAUGCAGUUUUCUAUGUUGCCAGUCCUGAAGCAUGUGCAGCAAUUUUAUGGAAGACUGCCAAAGCUUCACCAAAGGCUGCUGAAAAGUUGAAGAUUACCGCUCCUGAGUUGUGCAAGUUGCAAAUUGCCGAUGGUGUCAUCCCUGAGCCACUUGGUGGUGCACAUGCAGAUCCAUCAUGGACCUCACAACAGAUAAAGAAUGCAAUUAAUGAAUCUAUGGAUGAGCUCACAAAUAUGGACACACAAGAGCUACUAAAACAUCGUAUGCUUAAGUUCCGAAAAAUAGGUGGGUUUCAAGAGGGAAUCCCAAUCGAUCCUAAAAGAAAAACCAACAUGAAAAAGAAAGAAGAAAUUGUUGCUGGAAAGACUCCAGUGCUAGAGUUGGAGGGUGAGGUUGAAAAGCUGAAACAGCAAAUUUCAAAAGCCAGGGAUUCAUCUAGCAAGCCUACAGAGUUGGCUUUGAAUGGGAUGAUUGAAAAGCUGAAAAGGGAGAUUGAUCUUGAAUUUUCUGAAGCUGUUAAAUCCAUGGGCUACAAGGACAGGUUUGAAACCUUGCGGCAAGAGUUUUUAAAAGCAAAUUUACAGGACCAACUAAUGAACCCAAUUUUAAUGGAUAAGAUUGAAAAACUCAAGAAUGAAUUUACUCAGAACCUGUCAGCAGCGCCUAAUUAUUCAAGUCUUAAUUAUAAACUUGAUAUGUUGAAGGAGUUUUCUAAAGCCAAGAGCAUCUCAGAAAAGAACAGCAAAGGUGUGAAAUUGAAGGAGGAAAUUAAUAAGAAACUUAAAGAGGUCAUGGAUCGGCCUGAUAUUCGGGAGAAGAUAGAAGCAUUAAAGGCUGAACUUCAAAUGUCAGGAGCUUCCAAUGAAGGCGAAUUAGAUGGAGAGACAAAGGAGAGCAUUGUGAAGAUGAGGAAAGAGAUAGAGCUGGAAUUGACAAAUUUUCUUGAGUCCAUGGGUUUGGAUGUUGAGAUUGUCAGCUCAAAAGCGAAAGAAGUUAGUCAGCAGACACCUUUCCUAGACUUCAGAGCUAGAGUGGAAAGUUUGAAGGAACAAACUAACAAGAAAAUUGAAGAUCUAAUCAACUCAUCAGAUCUUAAAAACAUGAUUGAGUUGCUGAAGCUGGAGGUAGCAAAGGCAGGAAAGAAACCUGAUGUGGCAACAAAAAAUAAAAUUGAGGCUUUAGAACAACAAAUAAAGCAAAGGCUCUCAGCAGCUAUUAAUUCGUCAGAGUUAAAGGAGAAGCAUGAAGAGCUGAAGGUGGAGAUUUCAGAGGCUGUAGAAUUUGCUGCAGGCUUAGAUGGAAGUCUGAAAAAUGAUGAUUCAAAGGAGGGGAGCUCCGAACAUGAUGAGUCAAGAGUUGAAAUUAAUUUGGGUGCAAACCGCAGAUUUGCUUAGAUAUUUGUUUUGUAGGUAUGUAACUAGUGCAUAUGGCACAGAAAAAGGUGCAGCCUUUGAUUACAGCAGUUAGAACUGCAUCAAGGUCUUCCAUUCAUAUCAUACUUCAACAUUGUACCUCAAUACUGCCUCUGAGAAGGCAAGAAUGUACUGCCAUUGCCUCUUGCGUGGGUGAACAAGGUUUUACUUCUAUGGGAACAUGAAAAUCACACAGCAUUACGUCUUUUUAAGUUAGCUGAAAUAUUUCCAUUUUUAAUUUAGCUUUAUUAAUUUGUCAGUUUCCAUCUCACUUUUUAAUUUACCUUGUUUAAGUUGUGGUAAAAUGUGUUUCUGUUUUUAUUUAUAGACAGAACAAUGUGUAAAUUAUGGGAUUGUCAUUGGAAACCAAUAACAUGCUAUCAAGAAUCGGGAAUAUAA
Hevea brasiliensis (rubber tree) is the source of this 3096-nucleotide messenger RNA. Its product is annotated as acetyl-coenzyme A carboxylase carboxyl transferase subunit alpha, chloroplastic. NCBI's taxonomy places the organism in Eukaryota, Viridiplantae, Streptophyta, Magnoliopsida, Malpighiales, Euphorbiaceae. The record is from RefSeq and is a predicted model, not a curated record. The transcript is spliced from 12 exons. Gene Ontology annotation, biological process: fatty acid biosynthetic process. Gene Ontology annotation, cellular component: acetyl-CoA carboxylase complex. Bases 367 to 2679 code for a protein of 770 amino acids. Gene Ontology annotation, molecular function: acetyl-CoA carboxylase activity; carboxyl- or carbamoyltransferase activity.